GAGGGGGGCUCCCCAGCAGGAGCUAGACCUCUGGGCAGGGCUUAGACCCCAGCCUCCGGUGAAGUCGCUUCCUGCUCGUCCAGGUAGAGGAGAGGCCAAGGAGUUAGUUGCAGAAAUUCUUCUCCAUAGGAAGAAAGGUCUGGAGGUUGGGGCAGGGCUUGGAUCUCGAGGGGGCCGGGCUCGGCUGGUGCCGGGGGCGGGAGCAGCGGCCAGAGAGUCGAGUUUUGCAGCCGGAGCUGGUGCCCACAGCCGCCUCUCUUCGCUCUCUCGUUCCCUCUGUCCCUCCUCCUCCUUCCCCUCCGGCUGCCGCCGUGAUGGGCUCCGGGAGCCGGUUGGCCCAGCUGGGUGCCCUGUUCCUGCUGCUGCGGCCGAAGCCCCUGACCGAAGCGAUCGUGCCCCGGGUCAGCCUGCCUUACGACUCACAGGAGCGGACAGUGCGGAGGUUUGAAGCGGAGGGCAUCGCCAACUACACAGCCCUGCUGCUGAGCAAAGAUGGAAAAACCCUGUUUGUGGGGGCCCGGGAGGCCCUGUUUGCCCUCACUAGCACUAGCAGUUUCCUGCCCGGGGGGCACUACCAGCAGCUGCUGUGGAGUGCCGAUCCAGAGAAGAAGCACCAGUGUGUCUUCAAGGGCAAGGACUCACAGAGGGACUGUCACAACUACAUCAAGCUUCUCCAGCCACUCAACAGCACCCACUUGUACACCUGUGGCACAGCUGCCUUCAGCCCCGUCUGUGCCUACAUAAACAUUCAGAACUUCAGCUUGGAGCAAGAUGGCGCCGGGAACGUCGUGCUUGAGGAUGGGAAGGGUCGCUGUCCGUUUGACCCGGAGUACAAGUCCACGGCCAUCCUGGUGGAUGGCAAGCUUUAUGCCGGAACAGUCAGCAACUUCCAGGGGAAUGAGCCAACCAUCUCCCAGAGCCAGGGGAAUCGCCUCACCCUCAAGACGGAAAACUCCCUCAACUGGCUCCAAGACCCGGCCUUUGUGAGCUCCGCUUACAUUCCCGAGAGCCUGGACAACCCGCGCGGGGACGAUGACAAGAUCUACUUCUUCUUCAGCGAGACCGGAAAGGAGUUCGACUUCUUUGAGAACACCAUCGUGUCCCGGAUUGCCCGGGUGUGCAAGGGGGACCUGGGUGGGGAGAGAGUCCUGCAGAGGCGGUGGACGUCCUUCUUGAAAGCCCAGUUGCUUUGCUCCCGGCCGUCCGACGGCUUCCCCUUCAAUGUGCUCCAAGAUGUCUUUGUGCUGAGCCCUGGCCCCAAGGACUGGCAGGACACCCUCUUCUAUGGCGUCUUCACGUCCCAGUGGCACCAGGGCGCUGCGGGGGGCUCAGCCAUCUGUGUCUUCACCAUGCAGGAUGUGGAGAGUGCCUUCAACGGCCUCUAUAAGGAAGUAAACCGAGAGACCCAGCAGUGGUACACAGUGAUGGAUUCGCCGACGCCCCGGCCAGGAGCGUGCAUCACGAAUAGUGCCCGGGAGAAGAAGAUCAACUCCUCUCUGCAGCUCCCUGACCGGGUGCUCAACUUCCUCAAAGAUCACUUUUUGAUGGAUCGCCAGGUCCGGAGCAGCCCGCUGCUGCUGCAGCCCAGGGCCCGGUACCAACGCCUCUCGGUGCACCGAGCGGCCGGCCUGCACCGCUCUUACGACGUCCUCUUCCUGGGCACGAGCGAUGGCCGCCUGCACAAAGCUGUGCAUUCAAGGCAGAGGAUGCACAUCAUCGAGGAGAUCCGGCUCUUCCCAUCUGACCACCCGGUCCAGAAUUUACUGUUGGACCCCCAGAGAGGACUACUGUACGCUUCUUCCUACUCGGCUGUGGUUCAGGUGUCUGUGGCUAACUGCAGCGUCUACACAAGCUGCGGGGAAUGCAUCCUGUCCCGAGACCCGUACUGUGCCUGGAGCGGCACCGGCUGCAGGGACGUCAGGCACUACCAGCCGGAUCUGGCCUCCCAGCCGUGGGUACAGGACAUCGAAGAUGCCGACACCGGGCGGCUCUGCAACAGUUCUGCCUUCGGCCUCCUGCCUCCCGGCUUCUCAGACAAGACACCGUGCAAGCAAGUCCACUUCCAGCCCAACACGGUCAACACCCUGACCUGCCGGCUGCUCUCCAACCUGGCGUCCCGGCGCUGGCUCCACAACGGGGCGCCCGUGAACCACUCCGCCUCUUACCGCGUGCUGCCCAGCGGGGACCUGCUCCUGGUGGGCAGCCAGGACGGCCUGGGCUCUUUCCAGUGCUGGUCCCUAGAGGAGGGCUUCCAGCAGCUGGUGGCCAGCUACUGCGUGGAGGCCACCGAGGGGGCGGCCGAUGGGGAGAAGGGCUCCAUCAUCCCGUUAAUCAUCAACACGUCCCGGGUGAGCUCCCCUGCCAACGGCAAGGCCGCUCUGGCCCCUUACAAAACCUACUGGAACGAGUUCUUGCUCAUGUGUGGCCUGUUUGGAUUUGCCGUCGUGCUUCUCGCCCUCUUCUUCCUGUACCGCCACCGGGACGGCAUGAAGCUCUUCCUCAAAAAGGGAGAGUGUGCCAGCGUACAUCCCCGGACCCGGCCCGUGAUGCUUCCCUCAGAAAACCGGUCCCUCAAUGGGGGAGGCCCGCCUAGCGCCCUGCCCGACCACAAAGGGUACCAGGCCCUGGCUGACAGCUCUCCGGGGCUCCGGGCCUUCACCGAGUCAGAGAAGAGGCCACUCAGUGUUCAGGACAGCUUUGUGGAGGUGUCUCCCACGUGCCCCCGGCCCCGGGUACGGCUGGGCUCCGAGAUCCGUGACUCUGUGGUAUGAGCCGAGAUGGCUCACAGCUAACCCCGGCUCGAGGGACUGUGACUCCGUGUAGAGUAACCAGCCGGACCUCUUCCUCAUCAGACAGCACCCAGAAUCCCGAGAGCGGAGCGAGCUGGGCAGCUCCCUCCCAGUUCCUAUGGGACCAGCCGGAGGGAAGAGGAUCCUCACUUCUCUAUAAGCAUGACUGUGAGGCGUCUCCUCUCAGUCAGGAACAGAAACAUGGGGGGUUUGUCUGGCCCCGAGCGGCCACCUUGGAGCUCCACACAGGGAGGCUGCAGCCAGAAGCUGUCCAGAGGGGGCCCAGGUGCUCAGUGACCUCUCUCAUUCAUGCUCAGACUUUGCUGAGACUGUCGAUUCCUGAGCCCUUCUGAAAACAUUUUUUUUUAAAGAGAAAAUGUGAAACAAGCAUGAGGAAUGAGAGGUGACCCAGAAUUCUUCUUCCAGCCUUGGUUGCUGGAAGGGAUUCGGUCCAUGGACUUGCCUCCCUACACACAAUCUCCAUGGGGCAUUUUGGAUGUAUUAGAACAAUAAUAUGGAUGCCUGAGCCUGAGGGAAAUCCAUCUUCUCUUCCACGUGCCUCCUCCUAAUUCGCCUCACGUUCUGCUGCCAAAGUUAUUGCAGAGGCCUAGGGCCAACACAGAAGCCUCCGAGGAGUCUUGGCUUUUGCUGUGCCAGGGACCCCUGACAGUCUGGAAGCCAACCCAGGGCACGCUUCCUCCCUACCUCCACAACAAUCAGGCCAUGGACAACAGGAGGGUGGUUGUGUCACUGCCAUAUCCUGUCCAGCCACAGGACUAGUGGUAGCCCUCUUGGGACACUAGAGGGAUGGCAUAAGGUUGGUUUGUUCCCUGUGUCAAGGGAGGAGAUAGAAGCACAUUCCAUUUUUUAUGGAGUUCACAUGGACUAGAUUUACUGUCUUCCCUUCCUGAUAAUCUAAAAGAACCACUGUGUCCCUUACCUUCCUUUGUCCUUUGGCCCUUUUGGACUUCCGACUUUCCCUAAAUAACUAACUUCCUCAAGCUUGAUAAUUCUCUGGCCCUUUGUGCUGUUUCUGCCCAAAGGGACAUUGACACUGCCCAGUCCAGGGACCAUAAGAAUCUUGUGUUUUAUAUAACUUUUUUUAUAAAAUGCACUUUACAUUUUUUUAAAAUAAAAUUGGAAAUUUAAUUUUA
Molecule: messenger RNA, 3943 nt
Organism: Monodelphis domestica (gray short-tailed opossum)
Lineage: Eukaryota; Metazoa; Chordata; Mammalia; Didelphimorphia; Didelphidae
Gene: SEMA4B
Product: semaphorin 4B
Biological process (GO): positive regulation of cell migration; negative chemotaxis; axon guidance
Cellular component (GO): plasma membrane
Molecular function (GO): semaphorin receptor binding; chemorepellent activity
Source: RefSeq, a predicted model, not a curated record